CAAACUCACUUCCCUUGUCAACUUCCUUCACGGCUGCCCAGCGGAACGCAAGAAGUGUGAAUGCUCUGACUUCAGCAGAGGCCAUAUCUUUGUAAAUGCUGCACAGCCAAUGCGGAGAUCAGACAGACCAUUUAAAGGCUUUUAGCCAGCAAGCAAGCGUUUCAAGUUUAACCUAUCAGCGUUUGAAAACAUUUGAUACGCAUGCGCACUGUCUUUGAAUUCAAAGCGAGUAGUAGCAGCAGCAGCGAGUGCUUUGAAAGCUAACAUGCAAAUGGCUGACAGAAUCAUUUCGGCUGUUUCGGAUUACCCUGAGUUGUAUAACGUAACUUUAAACUCAUACAGGGACUCACAGAGAAAGGCAAGGGCAUGGAGGGCUGUAAGUCUGCAAGUGGAAAUGCCUGUGGAUGACUGUCGGAAUAAAUGGAAGAACCUGAGGGACACUUUUGUCAAAUUCAAGCGGGCUGAGCAGCAGAGGAGAGCAUCUGGGGAGCUGGACAUUCACAAGAAGACCUGGAUGCACAGCAGAAGCAUGUCCUUCCUUACCCCCUUCAUCCAGCCCAAGGGCUUGCAAGGAGACACCAUAGAUGACUUGGAGGAGGAGGAAAGGGAGAGGAACAGGGAAAGUGCCACAGAAGGUGUGGACGAUAAAUCAGCCUACAUUAUCCAUGAGAUCGAGGGGGGCCAGGCAGACGAUGAGGAUGCUCCCUCGCCUGACACUGUGUCGGGAUCCAAUGGGCCCAGCCGGAAGAGGAGGUGGCAGAUGGAUGGGAUGGACGGACUGGAGGACAUAGAGGAUGAGAUGUUCUUCUUUAGUUUGCUCCCGUAUCUUAGGAAGCUCCCCCAUAGAAAGAAGAGUGCUGUAAAAUUGAAAAUACACCAACUUCUACAUGAAGCAGCAUUCCAAUAACCCACUGCCCAGCCUCCGCCCUCAAUUCUGUUUCCAAGGUUUUGUGAAGCACAAGCCUUCAUUUUGUCCUGUUAUCAACUAUUGUUCUAUAUUCAGUUUGAUACUAUGCCUGUUUAUGGUUAUUGCAAAGUCAAUUGUUAACAAAUAAACGCUUUCAACAUUU
Molecule: messenger RNA, 1070 nt
Organism: Oncorhynchus nerka (sockeye salmon)
Lineage: Eukaryota; Metazoa; Chordata; Actinopteri; Salmoniformes; Salmonidae
Exons: 2
Coding region: 266-907 (213 amino acids)
Biological process (GO): regulation of transcription by RNA polymerase II
Cellular component (GO): transcription regulator complex; nucleus
Molecular function (GO): DNA binding
Source: RefSeq, a predicted model, not a curated record